AUGAGUGAAGAAGAAACAGACAAAGAGAAAAUGUUAAAGCCUAAUAAAUAUCAUAUUGAUGAUUUCGAGGAAGCAUUUCGAGUGAUAAAGAUUGAUGAAGAGAAUUAUAUCGGAGCUCAUCCAUUGGAAAAGCCAAUAAAACAAGCCAGAGGAGUUUAUGGAGGUCAUACUGUUGCCCAAACUUUAUUAGUAGCCAUUGAAUCAACUCGAGAUCCUCAUACUCAAGAAGUGUUUAUACCUGAUUCCUUUCAUACUUAUUUCAUAGCUGCUGGUGAAUCAAAAGUUCCUAUGGAAUAUAAAGUUGCAAAAUUAUUUGAUGAUGGUAAUAUCGCUAAACGAUCUAUAACAGUAAUUCAAAUGGGUAGAGUCAGAUGUAAUUGUAUUUGUUCAUUAUAUAAACGAGGAGGAGGAGAUCAUAAACCUUCUCGUCAACAAUUAGAUGUUGAUUUUCAAAUUCCAACUCCUCCAUUACAAUUGAAAUAUCCUGAUGUAGAUAAAUUAUAUCAAAUUCAACAUACAGGAUAUAUUAGAAAUGCAUAUAGUGAAGAAUUCCUUGAUUAUAAUUUAUGUCCUGAAGAAGAUUUAUUAAAACCAGCUGAAAGAUGGAUAACUGUUUGGAGUGGAAUUAAAAAUCAACCAUUACCAGGUCAUGAAGAUAAAUAUGAAAUUAGAAAAGAUAAUAUUAAAAAUUCAAAUGAUAAAAUAGUAACCAUUGAAAAUAAAAUCAUAAAUCGAAAACAUUUAAAAUCAUUUAAAGAUCCAAUGUAUAAUUAUGUUGGGUUAGCAGAUUUAUCAGAUUCUGCUUUAUUAACAACUAUGGCGCGAGUAUUACAUAUACCAUGGAAUCCAACUCAAGACCACGCAUUUGAAGAAUAUGAUGAUAGUAAAGAUGCUGUAUUAUUAUUAGGUAACUCAAUUAAUAUGUUACAUUUGUUUCAUUAUAAUGCCAUGUCAUUAGAUCAUCAUAUCUAUUUUCAUAAUGAUCAUUAUGAAGACUCAAAUGAUCCUACCAGUUAUGAUAUUGUUAGAGAAUGGUUAUGUUUUACAUAUCAAAUGAAACGGUUAUCCAAUAAUAGAACUUUAGUGAGAGGAUUCUUAUUUAAUGAACAUAAAAAAUGUGUGGCUACUAUAGUUCAAGAAGGGUUAACUUAUCUAUUUAAUGGUGUUCCUGAUAAUGCAAAAUUAUAA
Scheffersomyces coipomensis is the source of this 1188-nucleotide messenger RNA. RefSeq lists its product as uncharacterized. The record is from RefSeq and is a predicted model, not a curated record. The transcript has a single exon. Gene Ontology annotation, biological process: fatty acid catabolic process; acyl-CoA metabolic process. Gene Ontology annotation, molecular function: fatty acyl-CoA hydrolase activity. Bases 1 to 1188 code for a protein of 395 amino acids. Gene Ontology annotation, cellular component: peroxisomal matrix. NCBI's taxonomy places the organism in Eukaryota, Fungi, Ascomycota, Pichiomycetes, Serinales, Debaryomycetaceae.